Molecule: messenger RNA, 315 nt
Organism: Dreissena polymorpha
Lineage: Eukaryota; Metazoa; Mollusca; Bivalvia; Myida; Dreissenidae
Product: octapeptide-repeat protein T2-like
Exons: 1
Coding region: 1-315 (104 amino acids)
Source: RefSeq, a predicted model, not a curated record
AUGCAGGUGGGAAGGCAGGCAGAAAGGCAGGCAGGCAGGCAGGCAGACAGGGAGGCAGACUGGCAGGGAGGCAGGAAGGAAACGAGGCAGAGAGGCAGGAAGGAAGUAAGGAAGGGAGGCAGGCAGGAAGGGAGUCAGGCAUGCAGUGAGGGAGGUAGGCAGGCAGGCAGACAAAGGGGCAGGCAGAGAGGCAGGCAUGCAGAGUGGCAGGCAGACAAGAAGGGACGCAGGCAGAAGGCAGGGAGGAAGGGAGGGAGGCAGGUAGACAGGAAGGGAGGGAGGGACAGAGGCAGAGAGACGGACAGGCAGGCCUGA